Cryptotermes secundus is the source of this 3368-nucleotide messenger RNA. Its product is annotated as reticulophagy regulator 3. Gene Ontology annotation, biological process: reticulophagy. The transcript has 6 exons. Lineage: Eukaryota; Metazoa; Arthropoda; Insecta; Blattodea; Kalotermitidae. Bases 175 to 1590 code for a protein of 471 amino acids. The record is from RefSeq and is a predicted model, not a curated record.
UUGCGCACUGGUGAAAGCAUAUGUAUAGUUAUCGGCGAAGAUAACGCGUAAAAUGCAGAGGUAGAGGGAAAGGCUUUUGGCGAUUUUUCGUGUACACACUACAACAUACUUAUCGUAUAAAUAAUAAAUAUAGUGACUGGAUCGUUAAGGGCAUUUAACAUACGUGUGAAAAUAAUGGCCAUGGCUGGACGAGUGAUAGAUUGGUUUUCGCGAGUUUUGCAUUGGAAGUUCAGAGGAAAUGAACCAGCUGUGCACAUUGUAACUGAAGAAGAACAUAUUACUCGAGCGUUGGGACGAUUUGAACCCUACGUUAUAAAAUUACAAAGAGUGUUAAUAUGGGAAAGCCCACUCAUUAGUGUACUUUGUAUCUUAGUCGUCAAUCUUUUCUUCUGGUUAGCAGUUAACUUCGAGUGCCGCUUCUAUGGCUUUGUGUUCUGGACGAUUCUCAUUGGAUUUUUGUACGAUAUGUGGAUAGAGCGAAUUUGGCCAGAAAUUUCAAUGCCAGUAGCAGAAAGAAGCCAAAGCACAGGCGACUGGAUAUCUGUUCAUCCUAGUGUUUUAAGCGUACCUGAAAUCAGUCAUUACCUUAGUGAAAUUCACAUGCUGUUGAAAGAUUAUUAUAUCUGGAUGAAAACUCUUAGAGGUGAACAACCUGGUGUGUUCUGCUGUGGCAUGAGUUGCUGUUUUUUUGGCCUCACUCUUAUCGGUCGUGCAGUACCAGGCUCUGUCAUAGCUUACGUUCUUGUAAUGCUGUUUAUGAUAGGACCAGGAAUCUGUAUACAUUUGUUGCCUCCAUCUGUUAUUGAAAAACUGAAAGGCAUUAGAACUCUUUUCAGAACAAAAGGCAAAGAUACAGACAGUGAAGUGGAGGAAUACCUUCCAGAGCAAACAGGAGAAAAUCUCACCUUGUUGCAGCUGGCUGGAGACCCUGUUGAUUUUGACAAAGAUGAGGACCAGGAACCUUCUCUAAAUGGCACUGAGGAUUUUGCCCUUGAUACAGAGACUGGAGAUUCUUCAAACACACAAACUUCAUUUACAACUGGAGUAAGUGUUAUGCCAUCUCAUGAUGAGGGAAGCACAGAUGGCUUGGAUGUCAGUGAAUUUGAUCUUGCAACGUCUGCACAGCCACCACUACCACAGCCACCGAAGAUAUGUGAAAGUCCACAGCACAUAAAACAAACUCUUGGUCCAGAUUUUUCUGAGUCAGAUGAGGAAGAUAUAGCAGGAAUACACUUUCAGAGCUCACAUUUUAAUGGAGACAGUUCUGAUGAGGAAGAUAAAGCUUUCACUCAAGGUCUCAUGUUUUCUGAUAUUAGCCAUUCAUCUCAAAAUCCAUCUUCAGUAAGAAAGACAAGUGAGUCAGCUCCAGCAGAUGUUGGAGAAAUGCUCACUUCAUCUGUCAUGCAUGUUGUCUCGAAGAAUAUAUCAAAUCUAGGAGCUAUGGGUCAAAGUUUACUAUCUACAGUUAUUGGCAGUGGAGCAAAACAGAGGGAACGAAGGAAACUGGAAGUACAGCAGCUCAAUGAACAAACAUCAUCAGAUGAUAGUGAAGAAGAUUUUGAAAUGGUUUCACAAGAUGAUCUGUCAUAAUAAAUAACAUGCUUGUACCAUAGCUGUGUGAGAACAUGUUGUUUGAUAAGAAUAACAUAGGAGAAGUAAACAAAUUCGCAUAGAAUUAAAUUUUCUGAUGACCUAAGAAAAAAGAGCUCACUCACCUUAACUGCACAGAAAAGCUAAGGUGGAAACUUACAAAGAUUUUAUAAAUGUAUUUAAGAUCUUAUAAUUUUGAUCAAAUUGUUGAAACUAGUUAUGGCACCGAGGGGAGUAGCGUCAUCUGACCAUGAUUAACACCAGUCUGUGAUUACAGUGCUGUAGUUUCCCAGACCAAAGUCAGGGUAACUAAAUUGAGACAAUGUACCUUUCAGUUGUAAUGUGUUAUACCUUUAUAUUGUCCAGUUGAAUUGAGAUGCAUGGGACUAUGUGACUUUUAAUUCUGUAGUCAAGGAAACAAAAAUUUUUGUAGCGAAUUAACAAAUGUCUCUGAUGUUCAGUCUUGCAUGAAACACUUAAAUUUUUUGUUUGCAUCUUUUAAACUUAUUUUAAAAACCACAUUGUCCACUACAUGUUUCGACCAUCAUUGACUGUCAUCAGCUGUUUUGAAAACUGUUCUGUGGAGACUGCUGUGCUUGCAUUUUUUCCUUCUAAUGUAGAAUGAUGUGUAGCCCAAAAGUGUUUGCAUGUCUCUGAAGUUCUUUCUCACAUGCAAACACUUUUGGGCUGCACAUUCUGCAUUAGAAGGAUGCAAACACUUUUGGGCUACACAUCCUUCUAAUGUAGAAUGUGUAGCCCAAAAGUGUUUGCAUGUGAGACAGAACUUCAGAGACAUCUGUUAAUUAAUUAAUAAUGUGCAAUAGGAUGCUACAAUACAAUAUUUGUAGUGAAUUUUCGUGAAACUUUAUGUAUACGCCAUUCAGCUAUUUUAAUUUAAUUAACAGCUUAUAUUUUUUUAAACCAGGAACGUGCUGCUUUAUGUAUAACUUGAUGAACAAAAUUUUUAAGUGUAUCUGGUUGAUAUCAUCUUCUAAAUGUUACUUGUAAAUAUAAUUUAAAUAACAUUAUUAGAUACAUGUUUCAGAAUAUGACAGUUUCAUUGAUGAUUAUAUAAAUAUUCAUAAAUGAAGAAUAGCCAGGUAGUGACAAGUUUUUUCAAAUGUUAUUCUUUUUAAGCGCAAAUUUUUUAUUAUGCAGGAAAUCCAAACAUGACCCAACUUCAGCUUCAUAUAAAGUAGGUAUUGUGACUUCUCCUAUGGUAAAUGAUGAGUGUCUUCAAGUCAGCUUGUUGAUAAAAUACUGCAGCCUAGCCAUAUCAUGUACAUAAUUAGGAAAUAAGUUGAGGUGAUCUGUUUUCCUGUAAGGUACAGUGUUUGUUUUGGCAAUAGAUUUCCCUCUAAAAUAUUGAACCUAUUCUUAUGUAUCUGUGGGAACUCCCCAUAUUCAAACAAACGUUACAGUGACAACUCAGGUACCAUUGCUUAGCAAUGGUGAGUAAACAGCCAUUGCUAUGUAUGGUCUACAACAGUAUGCGACUAUGGGAAGGACCCACGGACUGAUGUGCGCCUUGGAAAAUUGCCAGUGGUGCGGAGAACCUUGUUUUGCAGGGACUGCAAUUUCACUAGAUGGGUGUCUGCCGCAAAGUCCGAGCCAGGCAGGACUAGUACAAGUCAUUACAGAUCUAACGAGAGCUUUGUGGAGGGUUAAUUUAAUGUUAGUGCUCAAUUGCUCACUUUUGAUAAGGGAAUAUACUCUAAUGAAUGUUCUGAAGGCCUUGGCUUCAAUCAUUUCUUGGUGUAAUCUUCAUGUAACUCUCU